Molecule: messenger RNA, 6359 nt
Organism: Diceros bicornis minor
Lineage: Eukaryota; Metazoa; Chordata; Mammalia; Perissodactyla; Rhinocerotidae
Gene: LTBP1
Product: latent transforming growth factor beta binding protein 1
Exons: 34
Coding region: 378-5525 (1715 amino acids)
Molecular function (GO): calcium ion binding
Source: RefSeq, a predicted model, not a curated record
GCUACCUCUGAGCGUCCCGCGCGCUCACACCCACCCUCGGCCACUCUCGCCGGGUCCCGGGCGCGGCGCCCCCUGCACCCGCGGCUCGGCCAGCGGACCCUCACCUUGCGCAGCCCGCUCCCCUCGCCCCUCCUCUCCCCUCCCGGGCCCCGCGCUCCCCACCCCCACGCCCGCCCCCUCCUCCCCGCGGCUUUCGGCUGGGGUCUGGGGCCGCUCAGCCGCCCGCAGAACUUCCUCUCCUGCAACCGAGUUUUCCUCCUCCCCGCCUUUCCCGGGCUCUCGGCAGUUCUCGGGGGAGCCCGAGCGCGCGCAGGCGGCCGCACCGGGCGAGCCGCACGGCCGGGGGCGGGGGCCGGUCGCGCCGGCUCGGGCCCGCGAUGGCGGGGGCCUGGCUCAGGUGGGGGCUCCUGCUCUGGGCAGGGCUGCUCGCGUCGUCGGCGCACGGCCGGGUACGGAGGAUCACGUACGUGGUGCGCCCGGGCCCCGGCCUGGCGGCGGGCGCCUUGCCGCUGGGCGGGCCCCCGCGCCCGCGGACCUUCAACGUCGCGCUCAACGCCAGGUACAGCCGCAGCUCGGCGGGCGCCGGGGCCCCCAGCCGCGCCUCCCCGGGGGCGCCCUCGGAGCGGACGCGGCGCACGAGCCAGCCCGGCGGCGCGGCCCUGCAGGGGCUCCGGCCGCCACCGCCACCGCCGGAGCCGGCGCGUCCCGGGGGCCCCGGCGGGCAGCUCCACCCCAAGCCCGGCGGUCACCCGGCGGCCGCCCCGAUCGCCAAACAAGGCAGGCAAGUCGUACGCUCCAAAGUGCCGCAGGAGACCCAGAGCGGCGGGGGCUCGAGGCUGCAGGUUCACCAGAAGCAGCAGCUGCAGGGGGUCAAUGUCUGUGGAGGGCAGUGCUGCCAAGGCUGGAGUAAGGCCCCUGGCUCCCAGAGGUGCACCAAACCAAGCUGUGUUCCACCGUGCCAGAACGGAGGGAUGUGUCUCCGGCCUCAGCUCUGUGUAUGUAAACCAGGGACCAAAGGCAAAGCCUGUGAGACGACAGUUGCCCAGGACACCUCAUCACCAGUCUUUGGAGGGCCGAGUCCCGGGGCUGCUUCCUCCUGGGUCCCUCCUGAGCAAGCAGCAAAGCACACUUCAUCUAAGAAGGCAGACACUCUCCCGAGAGUCAGUCCCAUGGCUCAGAUGACCUUGACCCUCAAGCCGAAGCCUUCUGUAGGACUCGCCCAGAAGAUACAUUCUCAAGUGACACCCCUUUCCUCACAAAAUGUGAUGAUUCAUCACGGCCAGACCCAGGAAUAUGUGCUCAAGCCCAAGUAUUUUGCAGCCCAGAAGGUGAUUUCAGGAGAGCAGUCCACGGAAGGCUCGUUCCCUUUAAGAUAUGGGCAGGAUCAAGUGGCGGCGCCUUUUCAGUUGAGUAACCACACUGGCCGUAUCAAGGUGGUCUUUACUCCGAGCAUCUGUAAAGUGACCUGCACCAAGGGCAGCUGUCAGAACAGCUGUGAGAAGGGGAACACCACCACUCUCAUUAGUGAGAAUGGUCAUGCUGCCGACACCCUGACGGCCACGAACUUCCGAGUGGUAAUUUGCCAUCUUCCGUGUAUGAAUGGCGGCCAGUGCAGUUCAAGGGACAAAUGCCAGUGCCCUCCAAAUUUCACAGGGAAGCUUUGUCAGAUCCCGGUCCAUGGUGCCAGUGUGCCUAAACUUUAUCAGCAUUCCCAGCAGUCAGGCAAGGCGUUGGGAACGCAUGUAGUCCACUCGACACAUACCUUGCCUCUGACCAUGACUAGCCAGCAAGGAGUCAAAGUGAACUUUCCUCCCAACAUAGUCAAUAUCCACGUGAAGCAUCCUCCUGAGGCUUCAGUCCAGAUACAUCAGGUUUCAAGAAUUGAUGGCCCAACAGGCCAGAAGGUAAAAGAAGCUCAACCAAGCCAAACCCAAGUCUCAUACCAAGGGCUUCCUGUCCAGAAGACCCAGACAGUACAUUCCACAUACUCCCAUCAGCAAGUCAUUCCUCAUGUCUAUCCUGUGGCUGCUAAGACGCAGCUUGGCCGUUGCUUCCAGGAAACCAUUGGGUCACAGUGUGGCAAAGCGCUCCCUGGCCUUUCAAAGCAGGAGGACUGCUGUGGAACCGUGGGUACCUCCUGGGGCUUUAACAAAUGCCUGAAGUGCCCCAAGAAGCCGUCUUAUCAUGGCUAUAACCAAAUGAUGGAAUGUCUACAAGGUUAUAAGCGGGUUAACAACACCUUUUGUCAAGAUAUUAAUGAAUGCCAGCUACAGGGUGUGUGCCCUAAUGGUGAGUGUUUGAAUACCAUGGGCAGCUAUAGAUGUACCUGCAAAAUGGGAUUUGGGCCAGAUCCUACCUUUUCAAGUUGUGUUCCGGAUACCCCUGUGGUCUCUGAAGAGAAAGGGCCCUGUUACCGACUUGUCAGUUCCGGAAGGCAGUGUAUGCACCCUCUGUCUGUUCACCUCACCAAGCAGCUCUGCUGUUGUAGUGUGGGCAAGGCCUGGGGCCCACACUGUGAGAAAUGUCCCCUUCCAGGCACAGCUGCUUUUAAGGAAAUCUGUCCUGGUGGAAUGGGUUAUACGGUUUCUGGCGUUCAUAGACGCAGGCCAAUCCAUCACCAUGUAGGUAAAGGACCUGUAUUUGUCAAGCCAAAGAACACUCAACUUGUUACUCAUCCUCCACCUCUCCCAGCCAAGGAAGAGCCAGUGGAGGCCCUGACCAUCUCCCGGGAACACGGGCCAGGAGUGGCGGAGCCAGAAGUGGCAACAGUACCCCCUGAGAAGGAAAUACCUUCACUGGAUCAAGAGAAAACCAGACUUGAGCCUAGUCAGCCCCAGCUAUCUCCAGGCAUUUCCACUAUUCAUCUGCAUCCACAGUUUCCAGUAGUGAUUGAAAAAACAUCACCUCCUGUGCCUGUGGAAGUAGCUCCCGAAGCUUCUACAUCAAGUGCCAGCCAAGUGAUUGCACCUACUCAAGUAACAGAAAUAAAUGAAUGUACUGUGAACCCUGAUAUCUGUGGAGCAGGACACUGCAUUAACCUGCCUGUGAGGUAUACCUGUAUAUGCUACGAAGGCUACAAGUUCAGUGAGCAACAGAGGAAAUGUGUUGAUAUUGAUGAAUGCACUCAGGCCCAAAACCUCUGCUCCCAGGGACGCUGUGAAAACACCGAGGGAAGUUUCUUGUGUAUUUGCCCAGCAGGAUUUAUGGCCAGUGAGGAGGGUACUAACUGCAUAGAUGUUGACGAGUGCCUGAGGCCAGAUGUAUGCGGGGAAGGGCACUGUGUCAAUACCGUGGGGGCCUUCCGGUGCGAAUACUGCGAUAGCGGCUACCGCAUGACCCCGGGAGGCCAAUGCGAGGAUAUUGAUGAAUGUUUGACUCCAAGUACCUGUCCAGAUGAGCAAUGCGUAAAUUCUCCUGGAUCUUACCAGUGUGUUCCCUGCACAGAAGGGUUCCGAGGCUGGAAUGGGCAGUGUCUUGAUGUGGAUGAAUGCCUGGAACCAAAGGUCUGCACAAAUGGUACUUGCUCCAACCUUGAAGGCUCCUACAUGUGUUCGUGCCACAAGGGCUAUGCCCCGACUCCAGACCACAAGCACUGUAAAGAUAUUGAUGAAUGUCAGCAAGGGAAUCUGUGCGUAAACGGGCAGUGCAAAAACACCGAGGGCUCCUUCAGGUGCACCUGUGGGCAGGGGUACCAGCUGUCAACAGCGAAAGACCAGUGUGAAGAUAUCGAUGAAUGCCAGCACCAGCAUCUCUGCUCUAAUGGGCAGUGCAGGAACACUGAGGGCUCCUUCCGCUGUGUUUGUGACCAGGGUUACAGAGCAUCUGCCCUUGGGGACCAUUGUGAAGAUAUCAACGAAUGCUUGGAGGACAAUAGUGUUUGCCAGGGAGGCGACUGCAUUAAUACUGAAGGGUCCUAUGAUUGUACUUGUCCAGAUGGAUUCCAGCUAAAUGACAACAAAGGAUGUCAAGAUAUUAAUGAGUGUGAACAGCCGGGACUCUGUGGUCCUCAUGGAGAGUGUCUCAACACAGACGGUUCUUUUCACUGUGUCUGUGAGCAGGGUUUCUCAAUCUCUGCAGAUGGCCGUACAUGUGAAGAUAUUGAUGAAUGUGUAAACAACACUAUUUGUGACAGUCACGGGUUUUGUGACAAUACGGCUGGCUCCUUCCGCUGCCUCUGUUAUCAGGGCUUUCAGGCCCCACAGGAUGGGCAAGGGUGUGUGGAUGUGAACGAAUGUGAACUGCUCAGUGGUGUGUGUGGUGAAGCCUUCUGUGAAAACGUAGAAGGGUCCUUCCUGUGUGUGUGCGCUGAUGAAAACCAGGAGUACAGCCCCAUGACUGGGCAGUGCCGCUCUCGGGCCUCCACAGACUUAGAUGUAGAUCAACCCAGAGAAGAAAAGAAAGAAUGCUACUAUAAUCUAAACGACGCCAGUCUCUGUGAUAAUGUGCUGGCCCCCAAUGUCACCAAACAAGAAUGCUGCUGUACCUCUGGUGCUGGGUGGGGAGAUAACUGCGAGAUCUUCCCCUGCCCGGUCUUGGGAACUGCUGAAUUCACUGAAAUGUGCCCUAGAGGGAAAGGUUUUGUGCCUGCUGGAGAAUCCUCUUAUGACACUGAUGGCGAGAACUAUAAAGAUGCAGAUGAAUGCCAACUCUUUGGACAAGAAAUCUGCAAAAAUGGCUUCUGUUUGAACACUCAGCCUGGUUAUGAAUGCUACUGUAAGCAAGGGACGUACUAUGAUCCCGUCAAAUUGCAGUGCUUUGAUAUGGAUGAAUGUCAAGACCCCAACAGUUGUAUUGAUGGCCAGUGUGUUAAUACAGAAGGGUCUUAUAACUGCUUCUGUACUCAUCCAAUGGUCCUGGAUGCUUCAGAAAAGAAAUGUAUACGACCAACUGAAUCACAUGAACAAAUUGAAGAAACUGAUGUCUACCAAGAUCUGUGCUGGGAACAUCUGAGUGAUGAGUAUGUGUGUAGCCGGCCCCUUGUUGGCAAGCAGACGACUUACACUGAGUGCUGCUGUUUGUAUGGAGAGGCCUGGGGUAUGCAGUGUGCUCUCUGCCCUAUGAAAGAUUCAGAUGACUAUGCCCAGCUGUGUAACAUCCCGGUCUCGGGACGCCGGCAGCCAUAUGGACGGGAUGCUUUGGUCGACUUCAGUGAGCAGUAUGCUCCAGAAGCUGAUCCCUACUUCAUUCAGGACCGGUUUUUAAAUAGCUUUGAGGAGCUGCAGGCUGAAGAAUGCGGCAUCCUCAACGGAUGUGAAAAUGGCCGCUGUGUGAGAGUGCAGGAAGGUUACACCUGCGAUUGCUUUGAUGGGUACCACUUGGAUAUGGCCAAGAUGACCUGUGUCGACGUCAACGAAUGUGACGAGUUGAACAACCGGAUGUCUCUCUGCAAGAACGCCAAGUGUAUCAACACUGAAGGUUCCUACAAGUGUUUGUGUCUGCCAGGCUAUGUCCCUUCUGACAAGCCCAACUACUGCACUCCGUUGAAUACCGCCUUGAAUUUAGAAAAAGACAGUGACCUGGAGUAAAAGAGAAUCUACAUAAUCGAAGCCCAUAUACCCUGCACUGUGUAAAGGAAAAGAGAGAAAUGUAUUAUACUUGAGACAUUGCACCUAAACCUGGAAUGUUGGCAGUAUGGAAACAUCAUGGCAUUGCAUGCUCUCAGAAGAGAAUGAGAGGAUUCAGUGUGAGCCUGACUGGUGUGACAGACCAAAUGGACAUUUCUCUGAAAAACCAGUAUAUAUAGUCUGUUCAUAUGUAAAAUUCAGUGGAAAAGAGGCGGAACAGUGCUAUUAUUUUAAACAGAAGGUUGUAUUAUUAUGUCGUUUUGUUUUUUACUAUUGCUUGAUUAAAUUUGGCAUUUAAAUAGUGGUGGAAAUAUUUUAUAUAAUUUUCAUUUUUUUGUUGUGCAGUUCCUUGGCUACUGUUUUUCUUCAGAUUUUUUUUUUUUUUUAAAUCUCAAGUGCAAAAGUCUUUGAUGAAAUAUUGUUAAACUGUAUUAUAAGUGUUGUUACACAGGGUUAUGCUAUUCCUGGUCUGGAGCAUUUUUAAAAUCCAAAUUGUCUGUCCUGUGGAGCAGGCAGUGAUUUUUGUUUCAAAACUUUUAUACACAUUUGGAGAAAAGUACUUUAUAUUUACGAUGUAUUGUCUGAUUUUAAUGUCCAUUCUUAGCCAAGCUGCUAUUAGGUGUCAAUUGGAUCCUUUUCCUACAUUAAAAUGGAAGAACUAAUGAGCUUACAUUAGUAUUGUAAUGUGUAAAGUAAACCCAGCAAAAUUUUUUGAAAACUUGAUGAUCCCAGUAUAUUUACCAUUGUAUGUUAAAGCAAAAUAAAUCACCAUUUUUUUAGAAAAAAAUUCUGAGA